Exophiala oligosperma is the source of this 2392-nucleotide messenger RNA. RefSeq lists its product as uncharacterized. Gene Ontology annotation, biological process: poly(A)+ mRNA export from nucleus. The record is from RefSeq and is a predicted model, not a curated record. Lineage: Eukaryota; Fungi; Ascomycota; Eurotiomycetes; Chaetothyriales; Herpotrichiellaceae. The coding region runs from base 88 to 1284 and encodes 398 amino acids. Gene Ontology annotation, cellular component: nucleus. The transcript is spliced from 2 exons.
CAAAACUCUCGACUUCCCCUCCAGUGCCCGUUCGUUGUCGCAUCUUACCUUUACGAUCAUCUCUUUAUCCAUUUUUCUUAAGUCAAUAUGUCGGACUCUCCAGCCGAGAGACCCCCGUCCGAUGCCGAAGGACUAGACAGACCUUCAGAGAACGAAGACCAACUCGACGAUCUAAACGAUGAGUUUGAAGAUCCUUCCAGAGCAGAACCUGCCGAUGCAGACUCCGAUGACGAAUCCCUCCUGUCUGAAGUCGACGAGGCUCAAUUCGCAGACUUCGAUCCAACCGCAGUUCAAGUCGCCCCCGAUUUUGACACACUCAACAGAACACUAAAGGUGAAGAAGCGGAAGAGAGCCGAGGGAGAGGAAGACGCACCCAAAAAGAAGAAGGAGCGAACAAGAGAGAAGGCUAGGACCAACCACAAAAAGCCGGACAGUGACGAUGGCUUUUCUGGCGGCGAACAGAUUGAAGGCAAGAGACGCGGAGGCAGAAAGGCUGGUGGUGGUGGUGAUGGCGAAAGAAGACCUAGACCCAGGGUGGAAAUCGAUGAAGAAUCAUUGUCCCCGGAGGAACGAAGAAGGCGUGCGUUGGAUCGGGCCAUGGACGCAGCCGUAAAGAAGUCAUCUGGAAAAAGACUUCGAAAAGGUGACAUUGAUCUUGAGCAAGCUGCCGAUCAAGAAAUCGAAGAGAUGCGCAACCGAAUGAUCAUGGCAGCCGAGGCUGACGGAGACCUGGUUCGACAAGGCCUUCCGGCGUCUCAAAAACUGAAGAUGCUUCCAGAAGUUGUCAGCUUGCUAAAUCGCAACACCCUGGUGCAGUCGAUCCUAGAUCCGGAGAUGAACCUUUUGGAAGCCGUGCGAUUCUUUCUGGAGCCACUCAGCGAUGGUAGUCUUCCGGCAUACAACAUCCAGCGCGAGUUGUUCGCAGCUCUGUCCAAGCUUCCAAUGAACAAGGAAACCCUGAUUUCUUCGGGUAUCGGUAAGGUCAUGUUGUUCUAUCGCAAGUCCAAGAGAGCGGAACCCACGAUCAAACGACAGGCUACCAAGUUGAUGGAGGAAUGGUCCAGGCCUAUUCUCCAGAGAAGUGAUGAUUACACCAAGAAGACGUGGACCAGGGCCAGCUAUGAUCCAUACAAGAGGAGAGAUGAUCUUGUUCAACCUGCAGUCGUGCCCAAGGCAACUGGUAGAGUUGCUCCUGGCCAGAAACAGAGCAACAGGGCGAGAUUGUUACCGGGUGCUACCAGCUACACCAUUGUGCCCGAAGUGUCAACGAUUGUGAGAAGGUGAAGGAGAAGCAUAUGAACAAUCAUGGGGACGAUUAUAAUGAGAGGAGAGUUUGGCUAAUGGGUGAAUUCAUGGCUAGCUCUUGAAUUGAUAGAGCCUUGCGCUCUGAGGUUUCAUGGCUCCUCAAUAGGCGUCGAGUUGUGAUAUCUUCAUCAAAAAACCACAACAAUUGCCAUUUUUUUAAGAGUGCUAGGGCCAUUCAUCCGCAUGCCAUAAUACUACUGCCUCUGCAUGCUCUUGCGCUUUUUCUGUUUGGACAUUGAAUGGACAUGCAAUGAAAUAACAAAUGAGCAAAACAGACAAGUCACCUCUCUGUCCUCCUUUCCAUGUCCAUCUUCCAAUUCUUCCUUUCCAGACAACGAUACACUUGAUCUCCCUCUUUCUUGGAUAUUUCACAUCGCUGGUACCAGGGAAUUCUGGACCAUUCACAAAGCACUGCCGGCUGCUCAGCAAUCAUUCUCCUUGUCCUUUCCUCUUGACCAAAGCAGCAAUCAUCACCGUCUAGGCGGCCGGAGUGAGCAACUGUGCGCUCGUCCACAGGCUUGGGAAACGCGGCCGCGGCAGAGAGACAAAAGAGGUUGAUUGAUGAUGGAGGAGAACAGCACAAACCAAUCGACAAGCAAUCGUCCUACCUCUCAAGAUGAUGAUCCAAAUGCAGUUCCAAUAAUCCCUCCAACAACUCCAACAAUUCCGGCUCCAAAAUCAGCUCUGCUGCUCCCAACGAACCUUGAAGCAGAUGAUUCAGAGCAAGGCUCCGGCCCCUUUCAAUUCGCACCCGAACUCUUCAUCCAAACUCCUCCUGCGCCUCCUCCUCUCCAUCAAGAAUCCGUUGUCGCUACUACAUCAUCAUCAACAUCUCAAACAGGGCUCACACGGACGACGACGACGACGACGACAACUACGACAGCAGACUCGCCGCAGCAGGGCCAUCAAGGCAGCAGCAGCAAUUCGCACCAGGCAGACUCGGACGUCGCUGUGCAAACUUCAUCUUCCUGGAGAGGCAUGGUCCUUGGGCAGGGGCCACGGGAGAGGAUCAGAGUCGGAGACGAGGUUUUCAUUCUGGACAUGCUUGGAAACAGCAUCGUGUCUACCGACACCAUUCGUCCAGCCC